Nannospalax galili (Upper Galilee mountains blind mole rat) is the source of this 2287-nucleotide messenger RNA. It is a transcript of the gene Cpsf3, whose product is annotated as cleavage and polyadenylation specific factor 3. Gene Ontology annotation, biological process: mRNA 3'-end processing by stem-loop binding and cleavage. Gene Ontology annotation, cellular component: mRNA cleavage and polyadenylation specificity factor complex. The record is from RefSeq and is a predicted model, not a curated record. Lineage: Eukaryota; Metazoa; Chordata; Mammalia; Rodentia; Spalacidae. The transcript has 18 exons. Gene Ontology annotation, molecular function: 5'-3' exonuclease activity; RNA binding; RNA endonuclease activity. The coding region runs from base 139 to 2193 and encodes 684 amino acids.
CGCCGUGAGCAGCGGCGUGUCGGAAGUUCUGUCUUUGUGGAUGAGGCUUUUCCGUCAUUCGUUCCCUGUGGCUGUGCGUUCAAUUUAGGAAGACGGCGGGAACUCUUCCUCAUCCACGCGCCUCCCUAGACUGCCGGGAUGUCUGCGAUUCCUGCAGAAGAGAGCGACCAGCUGCUGAUCCGACCACUUGGUGCUGGGCAAGAAGUAGGAAGAUCAUGUAUUAUUCUGGAAUUCAAAGGAAGAAAAAUAAUGCUGGACUGUGGGAUCCACCCUGGCCUAGAAGGAAUGGAUGCUCUUCCUUAUAUCGAUUUGAUUGACCCAGCUGAGAUUGACCUUCUCUUAAUUAGUCAUUUCCAUUUGGAUCACUGUGGAGCUUUGCCCUGGUUUCUCCAGAAGACAAGUUUCAAAGGAAGAACAUUCAUGACUCAUGCCACAAAAGCGAUUUAUAGAUGGCUUCUUUCAGACUAUGUCAAAGUUAGUAACAUAUCAGCAGAUGACAUGCUAUACACUGAGACAGAUCUUGAAGAAAGCAUGGACAAGAUUGAAACGAUCAACUUCCAUGAAGUUAAGGAAGUUGCAGGAAUCAAAUUUUGGUGUUACCAUGCAGGCCACGUCCUGGGAGCCGCCAUGUUUAUGAUUGAGAUUGCGGGUGUGAAGCUUUUGUAUACAGGUGAUUUCUCAAGGCAAGAAGAUAGACACCUCAUGGCAGCUGAAAUUCCUAAUAUCAAGCCAGACAUUCUUAUCAUUGAAUCUACUUAUGGGACCCAUAUCCAUGAGAAACGUGAAGAGCGAGAAGCAAGAUUCUGUAACACUGUGCAUGACAUUGUCAACAGAGGGGGCAGAGGACUCAUUCCUGUCUUUGCUCUUGGAAGAGCUCAGGAGCUGCUUUUGAUUCUAGAUGAAUACUGGCAGAACCACCCGGAGCUGCAUGACAUUCCAAUCUACUAUGCUUCGUCCUUGGCCAAGAAGUGCAUGGCUGUAUACCAGACGUAUGUGAAUGCUAUGAAUGACAAAAUAAGAAAGCAGAUCAACAUCAACAAUCCCUUUGUUUUCAAACACAUCAGUAACCUCAAGAGCAUGGACCAUUUUGAUGACAUUGGCCCCAGUGUGGUAAUGGCCUCACCAGGCAUGAUACAAAAUGGCCUAUCUAGAGAGUUGUUUGAAAGCUGGUGUACUGAUAAGAGGAAUGGCGUCAUCAUAGCAGGGUACUGUGUGGAAGGGACACUUGCCAAGCAUAUCAUGUCCGAACCUGAAGAAAUCACUACCAUGUCUGGACAGAAGUUACCACUGAAAAUGUCUGUUGAUUACAUUUCUUUCUCUGCUCACACAGAUUACCAACAAACCAGUGAAUUUAUCCGUGCUUUGAAACCGCCUCACGUGAUUUUAGUACAUGGAGAACAGAAUGAAAUGGCCAGAUUGAAAGCUGCACUGAUUAGAGAAUAUGAAGAUAAUGAUGAAGUUCACAUAGAAGUUCACAAUCCUCGGAAUACAGAAGCAGUGACUCUGAACUUCAGAGGAGAAAAGCUGGCCAAGGUCAUGGGCUUUUUAGCAGAUAAGAAACCAGAACAAGGCCAGCGGGUUUCUGGAAUACUUGUUAAAAGAAACUUUAAUUAUCACAUACUUUCUCCUUGUGACCUAUCCAAUUAUACUGACUUGGCCAUGAGCACUGUGAAACAGACCCAAGCCAUUCCAUAUACUGGGCCUUUUAAUUUGCUCUAUUACCAGCUACAGAAGUUGACAGGUGAUGUAGAAGAAUUAGAAAUUCAAGAAAAACCUGCUCUGAAAGUAUUCAGAAAUAUUACUGUAAUACAAGAACCAGGCAUGGUGGUACUAGAGUGGCUGGCAAACCCUUCUAACGACAUGUAUGCAGACACAGUGACAACCGUGAUACUAGAAGUUCAGUCAAAUCCAAAAAUAAGGAAAGGCGCAGUACAGAAGGUUUCUAAAAAAUUAGAAAUGCAUGUUUACAGCAAGCGAUUGGAGGUCAUGCUCCAGGACAUAUUUGGAGAAGACUGUGUAAAUGUGAAAGAUGACUCUGUCCUGAGUGUCACAGUGGACGGGAAAACAGCUAAUAUCAAUUUGGAGACACGGAUGGUAGAAUGUGAAGAAGGAAGUGAAGAUGAUGAGUCCCUCAGAGAAAUGGUGGAACUAGCCGCACAGAGACUGUAUGAGGCCCUUACACCAGUUCACUGAUGACCUCCUCUGUAUGUGUUAAUGUUUUACAUACUUGGCUCUAUUUCUGUUACUUUAAAUAAAAUACCUUAGUUUCUCUGGGAUAGCCUGUUUA